Leishmania major strain Friedlin is the source of this 3477-nucleotide messenger RNA. RefSeq names its product putative protein transport protein Sec31. Gene Ontology annotation, biological process: endoplasmic reticulum organization; intracellular protein transport; COPII-coated vesicle cargo loading. The record is from RefSeq and is a predicted model, not a curated record. Bases 1 to 3477 code for a protein of 1158 amino acids. Lineage: Eukaryota; Euglenozoa; Kinetoplastea; Trypanosomatida; Trypanosomatidae. The transcript has a single exon. Gene Ontology annotation, molecular function: protein binding; structural molecule activity. Gene Ontology annotation, cellular component: COPII vesicle coat; endoplasmic reticulum exit site.
AUGCGACUGAAGAACACGGCGCUAUGCUGCGCGUUUGCGUGGUCGCCGGCGGUGUUGGGCAACCCGCCCCUCCUCGCCACCGCGUCGUACAGCGGAGCCAUGGACGAGAACUUCAGCAGCGACGCCUUUCUUGAGAUUCGCCUCGUGGACGUGAAGGUGACGGAUGAGACGGAGCUGCCUGUUGUCGGGCGUGUGCGGCUGCCGGAUCGCGCGCAUCGCGUCGACUGGUCGCCGUACGCCGGGCCGCAGGGCAUCAUCGGUGUCUCGUGCGGCAACGGCUGUGUAUACAUCUUCUCCGCUGCAGAGGUGCUCGCCGCCGGCCCGAAUGGCGGCGGUGAGGAGGUGAGUGAUAACCCGCGCGGACUGCUGUGGAUGGUGCGCGAGCACGCGGGCUCGGCCGUGCGCGGCUUCCACUUCAACCCUUCGAAGCCGCACUUUUUCGCCACCGGUGCUGACGAUGGCGUUUGGCAUGUGUGGACGCUGCAGGAUGGUGCCACCGGCGGCGUGUGUGCGCCAGCGAAGGUGUCUGUCAUCUCGAACGUGCCGAACAGCGGCGCCAUUGUCCACCUUCAGUGGCACCCAAAAUACGCCCACAUCUUUGCCACAGCCACCGUGAACGGCGUGGUGAACGUGUGGAACCUGAAGAUGGCUACCCGCGUGACGGCGCUGAACGUGUCCAAGGCAUCACACGGGGCACAGAUCACCGCCAUCGCGUGGAACCCGACGGCUGCGACGCAGCUCGUUGUGGGACUUGACGAGGGACAUCCAGUGUUGCAGGUGUGGGACCUUCGCACCGGGGUGGUGCCGCUGCGCGAGAUGAGCGGACAUACCGGUGGCGUCACCGGCCUUGCUUGGAGCGAGCAGGAGUCGUCGAUGGUGGCUUCAUGCGGCGGUGAUGGCCGCACCAUGUGGUGGGACCCGAACACUGGCAAGAAGCUGGGUGAGCUACAGCCAGUGGGGCAGUACCUCGUAGACGUGCAGUGGUGCCCGGUGCUGCCGGCCGUCAUCGCGACGUCGUCUUUUGCACCCCUUCUUUGCGUGUCAACGGCGCAGGACGUGUCCAGCACCGGAGGCGACAAGCUCGGUGCGGUGCCCAAGUGGCUCAACAAACCGUGCGGCGCCUCGGUCAACAUGUCUCUCGCCGUUGCCUCCCUUGCCCCUGGCACCGAGCAUGACAUUGUGCUGUCGAGGUUGAAUUGCGUGCCAAUGAGCCCCCACACAACGGAGGACCAGCGCAUGUUCGAGCAGCUGGCCGAGUUCCCGUGCGGGUCGCCGGAGCGGACGCAGUGGCUGCGCGACACCCAUCAUGAGCUCCUUGCGGCGUUCUCCAGCGCGCAGCACUCGCGCCAGCCCAUCCUGGACUUCCUCAACGAGGGCGUCGCCUCUAAGAAAGGCGGCGCGGGCGCUGGCUCCGGGAGGCUGGGCGAGGAUGACGACGACCCAUUCACCGCCAUCUCGCACGAGAACCAGAAGAGGUACGAGGACCGCACCUCGGAGCUGAUUGUGAGCGGCAAGAUCGAGGAGGCCGUGGACCUGUGCAUGGACGAGCAUUGCUUCGACGACGCCUUUGCCAUCGCCUUCCUCAGCGGCGGGGAGAUGGUGCGCAAGGUGCACCAGCGCUACAUCGCGCAUGUCGCCGCCGUGAACCCGCAAAAGAGACAUGUGCUCUACGCGGGUGCCAUCGCCUCCGGUGAUUUCCGCCCUCUCAUUCAGGCGAACGUGCCGUGGAAGGAGGUGCUUUCUGCGAUUGUGGCGUUCGUCGUGGGCGACGGCUUCGCCGACGCGUGCAACCUGCUCGGUGACGCGCUGCGCGACCAGCAGAACUACGAGGGCUCCUACCACUGCUACGUUUGUGCACGCAAUGUGGACGCUGUGGUAGACCUCUGGCGCCUCGAGAACCGCCCCUCGCGUGAGGUUGUGCAGGAUACAAUUCUGCUAGAGGAGACCACGCAGCGCGCGGCGAGCGGCGAGUACUUGGCGCACUGCAUGUGCGACUACGGCGUGAAGCUGCUGACUGAUGGGCAUCCGAAGGAGGCGGUACAGUACCUACAGCGUGCCGCCCGCCUCGGUGACCACACGGCCACGGUGCUCGUCGAUCGCAUGAAAUACCUCUUCAAUCUUGCCCAGCCCGAGAACGGUGCACCGUACGUGCCGGCGCCGGUGUCUGACGCACAGAGCCCGGCGUGUCAAGCGUUCCUGGCCGCCGCAGAAGAGCGACGAGUGCGAGAGUUGCAGGAGCAGGCGCAGGCGCAGGCACAGGCACAACCGAUAGCCCCGCCGCCGCCGCAGCAUCAGCAGGAGCGGCCACCGACAAUGCCGCCGCAGACGCAGUACCACGUGAACCCCAUGGCGAUACCAGGGCAACCGCAGCUGCCGAAGUCUGGUUACCUGCCAGCCGUUGGCUACAUGCCGCCCAUGGGUGCACCGGCCGCGGCUUCGCAGCCGCCACAGCAGCUUCAGCACCCACCAAGCCUUCUUCCCCACAAAUCAGCCGCCGGCGGACUCCCGCCACCACCGGGUGGUAGCGCGCCUCUGCGGCCGCAACUGAUGCCUGGUUCCGGUGCCGCGCCACCACCGCCGUCGCACGGGCCAUCUGUGUACGGCAACGCGACACCGGUGAGCAAUAGCGUGAAUGGUGCACCUGUAGCGCCGUCGCCGAUCGGGCCGCACCCGCCGUCCGCUGGCGGUGCCUCGAUGGGGAUGAGUGCAUCGGACACUAGCUCGUUCUCCUCAAGCGCACUCCCGCCCAGCCGCACAAACCCGCUCUCGGCUGCACCGAACGGGGUCGUCGGCCAGCCAAAACCGCGACUUAUGCCGCACCCAGUUUCUUCCUACUCAUCGAUGCGAGCGCCGACCACUGGCGCCGCCCCAGCCGCCGCUGCACCUCCUCCGUCAGGACCGCCGUCGUCUUCCGGCGCCAUGGCCUCCCAGGCGUCAUCGCAGCCAGUUUCGUUGUACAGCGUGACAGCCCCACCGACACAGCCGCCAGCGACACAGUCGGUACCCUACCAAGCAGCGCCACCACCACCGCAGCAGCGCUCAGAUGCCGUUUACGGCGGAGGAGCGCCAUCGAUGAUGAAACCGCAGCCCCCGCCGCCGGGCCUUCCGCGGCUCACGAUGGGCAGCGCACCGCCACCGCCGCCUCAGUCAUCGGCUGCCGGCGCCGAGUACCCGGCCUCCUUGCUCGCCUCCGUGAGUCCUGCCCAGUUCGCGUCCCCGUUGCACGGCCAGCUGGUGCAGCGUCUGCAGCAGGUCAUCCCCGCCAUCGCGGACCCACGCCGGCGUGCGGCGGUGGAGCAGGCGGCGGUGGAGGUGAUUCGCCAGCUGCAACAAGGGAUGCUGCCGGAAGGGCUUGUGCAGAUGUUGGUACACUUUUGCGCGAACGUCGGCACGCCGAGCGCAACUCAGGCGUGGGCGCAGUUGGCGCAGCGGUACGCGGGUGCCGUUCAGGCCUUCGGGAACCUUUGCUAUCUGUGA